This is a messenger RNA of Kazachstania africana CBS 2517, 1539 nucleotides long. It is a transcript of the gene THI73, whose product is annotated as Thi73p. Gene Ontology annotation, biological process: transmembrane transport. The record is from RefSeq and is a predicted model, not a curated record. Gene Ontology annotation, molecular function: transmembrane transporter activity. The coding region runs from base 1 to 1539 and encodes 512 amino acids. Gene Ontology annotation, cellular component: membrane. Lineage: Eukaryota; Fungi; Ascomycota; Saccharomycetes; Saccharomycetales; Saccharomycetaceae. The transcript has a single exon.
AUGAUAGAUAUCAAAGAGAAGGAAGAUACAACGGUCUACGAGUACGACACUUCACUGGGCAGCCAGGAUGUUGCCUUGCAGUUUCUAAAGGAGAAUGAUCUGAGUUCUCUCGAUGCUGACAGUACCGCUACAAAUAGUGAUACGCUCUUCUAUGGGUCAUAUAAGCUACCUCGUAGGACGAUGCGCAAAAUUGAUUUCAUUAUUUUACCAUUUUUAUGUUUCACGUACUUAUUCAUGUUUCUCGACAAGGCUCUACUGAAUUACUCGGCUUCUAUGGGUAUUAAGACGAACUUGAAGGGCAAUGAGUUUUCUAAUUUAAGCACAAUAUUCAGUGCAUCAUAUAUCUUCAUGGAACCUGUAGUAACUUAUCUAAUUCAGGUAUUCCCGAUUUCUAAAGUGUUGAGUUUAUUCGUCAUAUGCUGGGGUACUACUUUGGCGUGCCACUCUGCCUGUAAGACCUACGCUUCAUUGAUGAUUGUUAGAACUUUACUAGGUUUAUUCGAAUCUGCAAGUGCCGUCUGUUGCAUUGCUAUAAGUGGUAUGUACUAUACUAAAUCGGAGCAAAGCUCGAGAAUCGGGUUUUGGGCAACACAAGCUGGUAUGGGGUACAUUGUCGGUGGUCUAAUUUCCUUUGGAUUUCUUCACUACAAUGGUGAAAAAUUUACUUCAUGGCAGAUUAUGUUCUUAGUUGUCGGUGUAGUAACAGUUGCAUUUGGAGUGCUAACGUAUUUUUUUCUACCUGAUAACGUUACAAAUGCAUGGUUCUUGAGUAAAGAGGAAAAGUUACAAGUCAUUGAACAUAUUAGAAGUAACCAGACUGGUUUAGAAACUAAAAAAUUUAAAAAAUACCAAGUGAAAGAAUUAUUUUUGAAAGACAAAUUAACUUGGCCAAUGUUAUUUAUUACCGCAGCUUCUCAAAUCAGUACUGGUGCCAUUGGUACUUUUUCAACGACAAUUACAGCUACUUUCGGAUUCGAUAAUUAUGAAAGUGCUCUUCUACAAUUACCGAUAGGUGCGAUUGUCGCAAUUAUUAUUAUAGUCACAACUCAAAUGAUUUCUCGCUGGGGCCACUUCACUCUAAUAACAACCUCAAUGUAUAUUCCUACAAUAAUUGGUUGUAUUGUAAUGAUAUCGAUGUCUUUGGAUCAUAAAAUCGCCAAUCUGUUCUCAUUGUACUUACUAUACAGUGGUUCCUGUGUAAUCACUAACAUUUACAUCUGGAAUUCAUGCAAUACUUCCGGUUAUACCAAAAGAAUUUUCAGAAAUGCCGCUACAAUGAUUGUUUAUAAUGUCUCAUGUAUUCUUGGUCCGCAAAUGUUCAGGGCCAAUUCUUAUCCAAGAUAUAUGCCAGCUAAAAUAGCACUAUUGGUAACACAAUGUGUCUGUGUUCCUUUACAACUCUAUGUUGGAUAUUUGUCGAAGAAAGAAAAUGAAAAAAGGGACGCUGAAAGAGACGAUUUAGAUAAAGAACAAGAAACGAAGUAUCAAUUCUCAGAUGUUACUGACAUCGAAAAUAGGAACUUCAGGUAUAUUUUAUGA